Messenger RNA from Chara braunii, 4143 nucleotides. The record is from the annotation of a GenBank genome assembly. Lineage: Eukaryota; Viridiplantae; Streptophyta; Charophyceae; Charales; Characeae.
CUGGUAGGCAUCUUUGUUGACACCUUUUCUGUCGACCAAACCCGCGGAAAGCAAUCACAUGCGUCUGUCGCCGACACCUGGGGAAAGCAGCCGCACACCUCGGUCGCCCAAAUCCGCGGAAAGGAACAACAAGCGCACCUCUGUAUCUGCCGCCCAAACCCGCAGGAAGAAGCAGCACACCUUUGUCGCCCAAACGCGUGGGGAGCAAGAAUACCUCUGUCGCCUUCUUGUAUUCGGUUUGCGCAGGGAGUUUUUUCAUACCAAGCCAGCGGAUGUGACGACGAAGGAUGGCGAGCAGGAAGAUAGGAGUCAGGAGAUGGAGUAGCUGAAGAGAGUGAAGAGGGAGGUCAAGGGAGAGAGGGAGGUGGGGAGAAAGGAGGACAGGGGGAGGAAGAGAAGGAGAGGAGAGGAGAAAGAAGAGGGAAGGAGGAGCGAAGAAUAGAGAGGGAGGAGGAGGAAGAGAAGGAGAGGAGAGAAGAAAGAAGAGGAAGGAGGAGAGAGGAGGGAGGAGGAGGAGGAGGAGGAGGAGGAGGAGGAGGAGGAGCGAAGAAGAGAGAGGGAGGAGGAGGAAGAGGAAUGACAAGGGCUUAGGGAGCGAAAAGAGCAGUUGACUGUGUAUGCGGGCAAAAGAGACGAGGAUGAAGAAAAAGAAGAAGGAUAUGGCGGAAGUGGAAGAAGAAGAAGAAGAAGAAGAAGAAGAAGAAGAAGAAGAAGAGCAGAGCGGCAAAGCAGGGGGGAUGGAAGAUGAUGAUGGAUUACGAACACGUGGAGGAACAAGAGUGGACGAGAAGAAGGAUAAGCAGCUGACAAAGAAUUCUAGUGUGAAAGAAAGAGGAGGAGGAGGAGGAGGAAAUAAGGUGGAAAAUGAUGGCGGCGAGCCGGAGGAGAGUGAAGAAACCAUUGAGGAGGAAGAAGACGAAGAUGGUCUUCUGCCCGAUAAAGUGGAUGAAAAGAUCUUUGAAACGCUCGUGAAGAUCAAGCAUAAAGACCCUGCCAUCUACGAUUCGAACGUGAAAUUCUUUGGCGACGAAGACGAGGAAGGGGAGGAGGAGGAGGAAGAUGCAGCAGCAGGAGGAGGAGGAGGAGGAGGAGGAGGAGGAACGAUGACGACCAAGGAGGAGAAAAAAAAACCAAUUUAUUUGAAAGACUUGAUGGGUAGGUCAAUGGGCCUAGAGGAGGAGGACGACGAGGAGGUGCCACGUGUCAAAACAUAUGCAGAUGAGCAGUUGGAGCUUAAGAAGGCUUUUCUUGAUGCAUUGAAUGAAGACGAAGAGGGAGGAGAUGAAGGUGAUGGCUAUGGCUUGCUGCAGAUUCGAAAGAGGACAGAGAAGGAGAAGCUGAAGGAGAAGAAGGAAGAGGAGGAGGCUGUGGCGGAAACCGAGCAACGGAAAAAGGAUGCGAGUAUCGCCCGACGACUUGAAGACUACUUUGGAAGAGAUGACGAUCUUGAUGACAAUGAGAGGUUCCUUAAGAAUUACCUUCUUAAUAAUGGAUGGAUGGACAAAGAUAAAAAUAGAAUCCCCACCUACGGGGAGAUAGUGGGGAGGGAUCUGGACGAAGACGAAGAGGCAGUGGACAAGCAAGAAGAAUUUGAGAGGAAGUAUAACUUUCGAUUCGAGGAGGAGGAAGGAGGGCAGCUGAUAGGACACAGUCGAGUGGUGGGGGGAUCGGUUCGCCGAGUGGAUGACAAGAGGAAGAAGCAGAGAGAAAGGAGGAAGGAGAAGAAGAAACUGGCUAUGGCGGCCGCGAAGGAGGAGUUGAAGAGGCAGAAGAAUCUGCUCAAGCAACAGAUCUUAGCCGCCGAGGGGCUUCUUCUUCAGACGGACCGAUCAAAGGAGAAGGAGAGGAACGGGGAGAAGAGGAGGAGGGAGGUGGAGAUGAUUCAGACGGUAGCUGGCACCAGCAAAGACAGCAAAGUGUUGGAGCAGUUGAUUGGUGAUGAUUCGGACGAGGAUUUCGAUCCAGACGAGCACGACCGUAAGAUGCAAUCCCUAUUUGGAAACGAUUAUUACGAGGAAGAAGAUCCCGGCGGAGAUGCAAACCCGCUGGCCAAUGCCGGUGCUGCUAGAGAUCUAUCGGGAAGAGAUGAUGGUGGCGAUGGCACAUCUGCUUCUUCAUCUGACGAUGACGAUGAUGAUGAUGAUGAUGAUGAUGAUGAGGAGGAGGAGGAGAAGGAUAGGAAAUUGUUAGAUUUUGAGCUUGAAGAAGAGUAUCGGAGUAAACAUGGGAGUAAGAAAGGGGAUAAGAAAGAUGUGAAGAAGGUAGGGUUUGCGGCAGCGAGAGAGAAGGUAAAGAAGAUGUUGUCCGCUGGGGGUGGUGGUGGAAAGGAGGAGGAGGAGGAGGAGGAGGAGGAGGAGGAGGAAGAGGAGGGAGAGGAAGAGGAAGAUGGGGAAGGUGGUGCUUUUAACAGAGGGGGGGACAGGUGGCCAACGACGACGACGACAAAGAAGGAGAAGAAGAGGAGGAGGAAUAGAGAAUUGACGUUGGAGGAAAGACAAGCGAUUGAAAAGCGACUGGAUGAGUAUUAUAAACUGGAUUUCGAGGACCUAGUUGGGGAUCUUCCCACUCGAUUCAAGUACCGACAAGUGCAGCCCGAAAAUUAUGGCUUAUCCUCAAAGGAUAUCCUUACUUUGCCCGACAAAGAUCUCAAUUCCAUUGUCUCGCUGAAGUUCCUUUCCACGUACAGGACCGAGGAAGAAGAACGACGAUUCCUUCAAAAGUUUUAUCGCAGGGGCAAGGAGGUAAGGGAUAAAUUGCUUAGUCAGUACGAGCGGGAGCAGGAUACGAGAAGAAAGGGUCAGCAGCAACAGCAGCAGCAGAAUCAUCGCCAUGAUCAUCAAAAGCAGAAACGUUAUCACCAGAAUGGGUACAAGAAAACCAAUAGAGAACAUGGUAUUCGUGGCGGCAAGUGGAACAAUAACAGCCAGGGGCCACGUGGCAGUCAUCAAGAGGGGAGCCGCUUCGAGAAGAAGACGGAUGGAAAUGUCAGUCAGGGGCCACGUGGCAGCCAUGAAGAGGGAACCCGCUUCGAGAAGAAGACGGGUGGAAAUGGCAGUCAGGGGCCACGUGGCCGCCAGGGGCCGGGUGGAUUCUGGAAGGACAGGGAGCAGUGGCAGGGAGGAGAGGGAGGGAAGGGAGGAGGAGGUGCGAGCUUGGUCAAGAAGGAGGAAGGGGAGGAGGGAACUAAGAGAGAGGGAGAAGAUGAGCAGAGGAUUAAGAAAGAGGGCGAAGACAGGACUGUUGGAGGCAAUGCCAUAUCGGAAUCGAGGUUGAAAUCGUACGGCUUCGAUUGGGAGGACGACAAGAAGCCAGCAUGGAAAUCGAAGAAGGGCAACGAAGGAAAGAAAAGGGUCCUGCAGACAGAAAACGAGGAGAGCAAGAGCAAGAAGAAAAGGAGAAGAAAGAACAAGCAAGCUGCCUCCAAUGGAGGGACAGAAGCUGUGGCAUCUGCUGCGACUGCCUGAUGAGCAUUCCUAAUGGAUGGAUGGAUGGAUUAAUGGAUGGAUAAGAUGGAUGGAUGGAUGGGUAGGUGGGAUGGAUGGAUGGAUGGAUGGAUGGAUGAAUAGGAUGGAUAGGAUGGAUAGAUGGAUGGGCUAGGCUGAGUGGUUUGAAUAGGACAGGAGUAAGAAAGAGGAGCUAAUUUUGACUUUCUUGUUGAGUGUUUGAAGUCAAAAGGUGGGAGGCAGGAAAUUGACUGAUUUGACAGAUUGUAGAUGCCUCUGAUUAUGGAGAUGGAGGAGGAGGAAACGAGGGAGUGAAGUUGAGUUGGAUAUGGAGUGCUUCCGAUUGCACACGCCUGGGUAGAGCCCUAGGAUGUCAUGUCGAGAGCGAAGACACACACGGGCAAUUUUUAGGCCGACUUGGUUGUUUGGUUGGUUGUUGGCUUCGAGAAGUGUCUGGUUUUUUGUAGCCAGAAAUGAGCUGAUAGGUUUCUCUAUGAGAAAUACAGUUUUGGCGAAUUAGUUGUUGUUGUUGUUGUUGAGCUUGCACAAACAUUCUCCAGCUGUGCUGUCUGUACAGUGAAUUGCGAUGAACGGCAUCGAGUUAUCAACCUACAUCCACGUCGGCGGCCUUGUACGCAGGAGGUUCUGAACAGGGGGAGUUGUAAAGAAGAAGAUAAAAAAAUGAAUUCAUUUUUUCUUG